Molecule: messenger RNA, 921 nt
Organism: Neomonachus schauinslandi (Hawaiian monk seal)
Lineage: Eukaryota; Metazoa; Chordata; Mammalia; Carnivora; Phocidae
Gene: LRRC34
Product: leucine rich repeat containing 34
Exons: 8
Coding region: 22-921 (299 amino acids)
Molecular function (GO): protein binding
Source: RefSeq, a predicted model, not a curated record
GAAAAUUAUUAUAAUCUCUGUAUGGAAAAGUCCCAGAAAAUUAAUUUGUUUAUAUUGCAUAUACUCCAAGAACUGGAUGAAGAAAUUGAAAAGGGAUCGGAAGGAAUCACAUUAAACAUUGCUGGUAACAGUCGCUUAAUGCCAGAAGAAAGAGUAACAGGUGAAGAUUUUUGGAUUCUUUUCAGAAUUUUAAAGAAGAAUCCAUAUAUUAAUGGUUUGGAUGUUAGAUAUAACUUCAUAAGUGAUGUUGGUGCAUACUAUGCUGCAAGACUGCUUCAGAAACAACAUAACCUCAUUUACUUAAACCUUAUGUUUAAUGAUAUUGGGCCCGAAGGUGGAGAACUGAUUGCUAAAGCACUACAUAAGAAUGCAACUCUGAAAUACCUAAGAAUGACUGGAAACAAGAUUGAAAAUAAAGGCGGAAUGUUUUUUGCUGCAAUGCUACAAAUUAAUUCAUCUUUAGAAAAAUUAGAUCUGGGUGACUGUGAUCUGGGAAUGCAAAGUGUGAUAGCAUUGGCUACAGUCCUAACUCAAAACCAAACAAUUAAGGGAAUAAACCUAAACCGACCUAUACUGUAUGGUGAACAGGAAGAGUCCACAGUUCAUCUAGGCCACAUGUUGAAAGAAAAUCACUGCCUUGUUGAACUACACGUGUGUAAGCAUAAUAUAAAGAACUGUGGUAUUAAACAGUUAUGUGAUGCACUGUAUCUGAACAGAAGCCUACGCUACCUUGAUGUCAGCUGCAAUAAAAUAACUCGUGACGGAAUGGUGUGUUUGGCUGAUGUACUGAAAAGCAAUACUACCCUGGAAGUAUUAGAUCUUUCUUUUAACAGAAUAGAAAAUGCAGGAACAAAGUAUCUCAGUGAAACUCUUGCUUCACACAACAGGAGUCUUAGAGCGUUAGUAUGGUUUUAUAUUUAA